GUCGCUCUGGCUUGCUCUCCGUCAAAGCCUUGGGGAGAGCGGAGACCUUCCAGGCCCAAAGGAAAUGGAGAUCUGAUCCAGAACGAGGCCACUGCCCGGGAGGCCAGAGAUCUCGAACCAGCCUGCAAAGACGAUGGGGCGCUUUUGCAGAGGGCUACGGCCAGGAAUUCUUAGUUAUAAAUGAUUAGCCCCUAUGACCAACAUGAGCUGGAGUUUCCUAACCCGCCUGCUAGAAGAAAUUCACAACCACUCCACCUUCGUGGGGAAGAUCUGGCUCACGGUCCUGAUCGUCUUCCGCAUCGUCCUGACGGCCGUCGGAGGCGAGUCCAUCUAUUCGGAUGAACAGAGCAAGUUCACGUGCAACACCAAGCAGCCGGGCUGCGACAACGUCUGCUACGACGCCUUCGCGCCACUGUCGCACGUCCGCUUCUGGGUCUUCCAGAUCAUCAUGAUCUCAACCCCGUCCGUCAUCUACCUGGGCUACGCCAUCCACAGGAUCGCCAGGUCCUCCGAGGAAGAGAAGAAGAGGUUCCGGGGCUUCAAGAAGAAAAAGCAGUUUGCCCUCAACUGGCAAUCGGUCCGCAAUCUAGAAGACCCCUUGGCGGCGGAGGAGGAAGAGCCCAUGAUAGCGGACGAGAUUGUGGAGUGCGACGAGAAGGCCAAGACGAAGGAGGAGAAGAAGAAGAAGGAUCAGCAGAAACACGACGGCCGGAGACAUAUCCAAGAAGAGGGCCUUAUGAAAAUCUAUGUCUUCCAGCUUCUCACCAGAGCCUCUUUCGAAGUGUGUUUCUUGAUUGGGCAGUACAUGCUUUACGGCUUCGAAGUCAUGCCGUACUACCUUUGCACCCGGCUGCCUUGCCCUCACGACGUGGACUGCUUCGUGUCGAGGCCGACGGAGAAAACCAUCUUCCUCCUGGUGAUGUACGUCGUCAGCUGCCUUUGCCUGUUGCUCAACUUGGCCGAGAUGUGCCAUUUGGGCAUCGGCACCAUCAGAGACGCCAUUCGGGAGCGAAAGGUCCACAGCUUCAGGCAGCCCCCCUACAAUUACGCUGCCUACCCAAAGAAUAUCUCCUGCCCGCCGGAGUAUAACCUGGUGGUGAAAUCGGACAAGCAGCCCAAGGUGCCCAACAGCCUCAUGGCGCACGAGCAGAACUUGGCCAACGUGGCUCAAGAACAGCAGUGCACGAGCCCCGACGAGAACAUCCCGCCGGAUCUGUCCACCCUCCAUAAACACUUGCGGGUGGCUCAGGAACAGCUGGACAUUGCGUUCCAGAGCUACAACAGCACUCAGGCCAACACCCAUCCCUCGAGGACCAGCAGCCCCGCUUCGGGCGGGACUGUGGCGGAGCAGAACCGAGCCAACACUGCCCAGGAGAAGCACGGGCCUAAGCCCAAAGCCAGCUCGGAGAAGGGUAGCUCUAACGGCAAAGAUGGGAAGAACUCUGUUUGGAUAUAGCAAGGCCUAGCCUAAGAAGGAGGGCAGGGCUUCGAGGGGUAGAGGUGCCUUCUCCAUCAACAUGGGGCUUGUCCCAGAGAGCACUGACAACGAGUCUCUUUUUAUAUAAAAGUCAAUGGUCUUGCUAAAUGCUGCCAGUGAUGUAUUUGAGGAAGGCUUGCCCCAUCUGGUUAACAAGAGGCCUCACCUCACUCCCUAGCCCUCUUUUGUCUCCCCGAUGCACUAGCCAUUCAACAUCUGGAAAGAGGGGGGAGACACCUUUGCACAACAUUCCUUGUUCCUCCCCAGGGAAAAUCACAAGGCUUUUGUCCUUCAUAUGUGUCCUAAUUCUCUUGGAGUAAAUCCCUGAAUAUUGUCCCUUGACCCACGCAAAAUUGGGGUUGGGGUGCUGAUAACAAAGAGUUACCCUCUGAUUCAAGGUUCCUGAAGAAAGGAGAACAUGGUCCCCUGAAAGACGAGAAGGGCACUCAGAUGACCCUGAGGCCUGGGAACCCCACCCUGACCUGGUCUGUAGAGCCUUUGGGUAUAGUCUCCCUUGCUGAGCUGCUUCCAUUCAAUAUGUCUUCCCUUUCUCUGCCUGCCCAAUUUCUUCUUCCCCCCCCUUGUCCUUUUUAUGUUCCACAUUCUGCCGGACCAUCUGCUUUUACCUCUAUCCCCUUCCUUAUCAACUGUCCGUUGUCUUUUCUUUGUCGCCAACGGUUCUGACUUUUGGCUCCCUGCUUUGCAACGUGUCCAAGGGCAGCCCCACCACAACAUCCCAGCCUUCUGCGUCAGUUUGGGUUAGGGCCUGCUUCACCUGUGGACAGGUUUGUACCAUGCCAUGCACCAUUUCUUGCUUUGUCCAAGGAGAAUGGGUUCUGCAUUCAAGGCAGCAGCACCGGGGGGGGGGGCAUUAAUCUUGACCGUGCAGAGCAACUGUCAUUCCGAACCAUACGCCUUCUUGUUCUGUACAUCCUCUGCUUUGUUUUAAUGACUAAAAUAGCCCUUAACUGAAUUAAUUUCUAACUCCCUUUGGUGGAAGACGACACACCUACAGGCGCUACGGUGACAGCUUAUCAUUCUGACUGGUUGAUGGCGUUCAUAAAAGGGCCACCGCUGCAAUUAGAAUUGCAGAU
This is a messenger RNA of Elgaria multicarinata webbii, 2571 nucleotides long. RefSeq names its product gap junction protein gamma 2 (gene GJC2). Gene Ontology annotation, biological process: cell-cell signaling. The transcript has 2 exons. Lineage: Eukaryota; Metazoa; Chordata; Lepidosauria; Squamata; Anguidae. Gene Ontology annotation, cellular component: connexin complex. The record is from RefSeq and is a predicted model, not a curated record. Bases 194 to 1456 code for a protein of 420 amino acids. Gene Ontology annotation, molecular function: gap junction channel activity.